Spizellomyces punctatus DAOM BR117 is the source of this 4048-nucleotide messenger RNA. RefSeq lists its product as uncharacterized. Gene Ontology annotation, cellular component: intraciliary transport particle A. NCBI's taxonomy places the organism in Eukaryota, Fungi, Chytridiomycota, Chytridiomycetes, Spizellomycetales, Spizellomycetaceae. Gene Ontology annotation, biological process: intraciliary retrograde transport; protein localization to cilium. The transcript is spliced from 25 exons. The coding region runs from base 11 to 3985 and encodes 1324 amino acids. The record is from RefSeq and is a predicted model, not a curated record. Gene Ontology annotation, molecular function: protein binding.
UUUCAACCAGAUGAGUGCAGACGAGGACCUUGCAGCUAUCAACUAUUUCUGUCGCAGGAAACUAUUCCAUCAUGCAUAUUCACUAUGUGAUGAUCGCCUCAAGAGGAAAGUUGGUGAUCCACUUCUUCUCUUCUGGCGGGCCGCUAGUACCGUGUUCGAAGGCCGCCCUACGGAAGCUCUUCGCGCCUUGGAAAGUGUGCAGGAUAAGCGCGAUUUCCUCCUAGCAGCGCCGAUUGCGAUGAUUCAUGCUCACGAGCGGUGUAAACUAGUUGACAGGGAAGCAAUUCAAGAGCUUGAGGCAAAAUUGACGAUUGCCAGUAACUCACCGUCUCUAACCGACCGCGCUCAUAUACAAGCGGCAAUGUUUCAAUGGCACUGCGGCUUCCUUGACCUGGCCAAAGAGAACGUCAAGAAAGCGCUCGAUAUGAAUUCCGGGUCUACUGAGGCUUUGACGCUCAUGGGAUGGAUCGACAUGGCAUCACCAAAAGAUUCCGUCGCCGCGAAAGCACAUACGUGGCUGGAUCGUGCUUUGGAGAAGAGACCUAAAGAUUUGGAGGCUCUCAUGGGUCGCCUGCAUUACCUCCGACGACAUCGUCGCCAAUUAACUCCCGCUCUAGAUAUCACAUCCCAAAUCAUUGUACACUAUCCUGGUUUCAUACCAGCUUACAUCGAGCGGGUGUAUGUAUUGCUGGAAAUGGGUGCUUGGGAACAAGUCAACGAAGCAUCACAGCGGUUGGCAGGGUUGAUGCCUGAUAGCAUAGAUGCGAUGAUUGCCCAGUGCCUCAAUCAGCUCUGCAGAGAAGGUGGAUAUGCAAUGGCUGCAUCUUACAUUGCCAAGCUCAAGCAGACUCUAGAUAGGCUGGAGCCUCACAAUGCGCAACUGUAUUAUACUACUGCUCAGCCCUUUAUUCGCCUGUCAAACCGCCUGGCAACGGUACUGGACGGAUGCACCAAGUUGCUGGAGAAAGCAAUAGUUAUCGAACCGGAAAAUAGCGCUUAUCGAACAGAGCUUGGUCAUGUUCACUUGCUGUUGGAGGAUUUACCGAGAGCAAGAGAAGCGUAUCAACAUGCUGCGUCCCUUGAUCCACAUUACGUUAAAGCUCUGGAAGGCUUGAUACGAUGUCAGCUCCUCAGUGGGCACUUUGACGCUGCUGAAGAGCAACUAGAGCUGUUCAAUGAAUUUCAGAUGGCAAUGGGGAAAUCUGCUGAAAUGACUUAUCUUUCUUCGGUUCUUGCGUGGUACAAGUACGGGGAUGCCCGAAAGCGCCUACAAUACCUCAAGGAAGCCGUUGAAAUCGAACUACAGUUGAUUAAUGCCAUGCCUCUCAGUCUAGAGUACUAUGUCCAGGUUAACCCGGACUUCCUCUUGGAGAUGGUGAAAGACUACAUGGAGCACUGUCCAUCCGAUCCCAAACGCGAAGGAGAAGACGUGCAUCCAAUCAUAAAGAUUGUCCUGGACCUGUUGGAGGUCGUUUGCAAAGUGAACCCAGGCUCAGUUGAAGCUGUAUAUCACUUGGCCAAGGCGAAAUUCCUAGCUGGGGACAAAGCUUCCGCGCAACUGGCCGCCGCAAGGUGCUUGAAGUUAGAUAAUACCUACCCGAAGGGCUAUGUCCUCAUGGGCCAGAUACAUUUAUAUGAUGGCCACGCAAAGCAAGCAAUUCAGUUCUUGGAAAUGGGAUUGAGCUAUAAUUUUCAAGUUCGGAAUAUCCCGCUUUUCCACAUAUUGAAGGCCCGCGUGCAGAUAACGGAAGGCAAUUAUGAUGAAGCACUUGCCACGUUGCAGACUGCCAUGAGUCUUCCCGGUAUGAAGGAGCCAAUGAGAGAAGGAAACCGGGUCCCGCGUAUGAAGCGGCCAGAUCACAUCCCUUCUAUACAUGAGCGCAUGACCUUAUACCUGGAGCUUGUCGAUGUGCACACGAAACUGAAGCAUGUCAAUGAAGCCGCAAAGGUUAUGCAGGAGGCUGUGCAGGUGUUUUCGGGCAUGCCUGAACAAGACCGGCUGGUAAUGGCAAAGGCUGAAUUGGCCCUCGCUAGGGGUGAAGUAGAUGCCGCCCUCAACCAACUUGCGACCAUCACCAUGGAUCAGCCAUAUUUCAUUGAGGCGAAGCGGCAAAUGGCUGAUAUUUACCUCAAGUACAAAAAUGACAAGAAAGCGUAUGCCCGCUGCUACAGCGAGCUUGUCGAAAGGAACCCGACAGUGGAGAGCUGUCUAUUACUGGGUGAUGCUUAUAUGAAUUUGCAAGAGCCCGAAAAGGCCAUCGCAAUUUACGAGUCGGCAAUGGAUUCUAGUCCAGAAGCAAGCGUUUUGGCGAGCAAAAUUGGCAAAGCUCUCGUUAGAACCCACAACUAUUCCCGCGCAAUAAGUUAUUACGAAUCCGCGCUUGCAAAUGAAUCUCCUAUCGGCUCUAUCCUGAGAUACGACCUCGCCCAGCUAUAUAAAAAACUGCAGAGAUACGAUGAUGCAGAAAAGAUACUCACGGAAGCCUUGGAACAUCCGCAAACUGAUGAAAUAUCCGACAUCGAGCUGGAUAUUUCCUGUCAGACGCUUCUUGCACAGGUGUACCGAUGCAUGCAAAACCCAAAGAAAGCAGUAAUGGCUUUACAGGAAGCACGCGAUUUGCAAAUGCGGGUUUUGGCCAAAGAAGCAAUGGCGGCAGAUACCCGACCACAGCGAACCAAAUUGGCAGAUAUCAAUUAUGAGAUUGCAGAGCUUUAUUCCCGAGACCUAAAGGAGGUGGAUAAUGCCCUGACUCACUAUAACGAGGCCAUUGAAAAUGAUGAAGGCCACGCAAAGUCUAUUUUGGCAGUCUGCCAGAUUUACCUUUCAAAAGGCGAGGUUGACUCUGCUCAACUACAAUGCUCUAACUUGCUUCGCCUCGAUACAACCAAUGAGGAGGCCACUAUGUUGAUGGCUGAGAUCAUGUAUCGCAGUAAUUCGCAUGCAGAAGCAAUCUUUCAUUUUCGAUCGCUUCUCGACCGCAUUCCGACACAUUACACUGCACUCGUUCGAUUGAUAGAGGUUCUGCGGAGAAGCGGAAAGUUGGACGAAAUACCCAAGUAUUUAAAACUGGCGGAGGAAAGUACGGUCAAGGUCAACUUGCAUCCUGGCUACCACUAUUGCAAAGGUCUGCAUUACAGAUAUUCAAAUAGCCCGCAUGAAGCGUUGAAGGAAUUCAACUUCUGUCGGCGGGAUACUGAAUGGGGGGAGCGAGCAUUGUAUCACAUGGUGGAGAUCUUUCUUAAUCCUGACAAUGAAACGACAGGGGGAGAGGCACUGGAGGGGGCUGCCGACACUUCAGCCAGCGGCGGUAAGAAAGGCGACUCCGAACUAUUAGCAAUCUUGACGGCAGACAAGUUGUUGAAGGAACUCCCUCAAAACCCAAAGUCGCUGCGAACGCAGGUUCUUGAAUGUCACGCACUCAUGGCAACAAAGCAGAAGGUUGAAAUUGAACGUGCACUGGCCAAAUUUGCAGAAAUACUCAAUACGGAGCGGGACUACGUGCCAGCGCUACUGGGUAUGGCGGUGGGCUACAUGCUGUUGAAGCAACCACCACGCGCAAGGAAUCAACUGAAACGAAUUGCUAAAAUGGAGUGGACAAGCGAGCUAGCUGAUGAUUUUGAACGCAGUUGGAUCCUGCUUGCCGACAUCUACAUUCAGGGUGGUAAAUACGAUCUAGCAACGGACCUUCUCAAGCGAUGUCUGUCACAGAAUCGCUCUUGCGCCAAAGCGUCGGAGUAUUUGGGAUUUAUUAUGGAGAAAGAAGCAUCGUUUAAAGACGCAGCAGAUCACUACGAAAUUGCCUGGCAGCUCGAUCGCGAAGCAAAUCCCGCUAUGGGAUAUAAAUUGGCCUUCAACUAUAUGAAGGCAAAAAAGCAUGUGGAGGCUAUUGAUGUUUGUCAUAAGGUGCUAAAAUUGUACCCGGAUUAUCCCAAGAUGAGAAAGGAGAUACUAGAUAAAGCGAGGGCAAGCUUAAGAUGCCCAUGAAAGAAUAUUGUAGUUCCCUGUAAUUAAGAGCAAAAGAGCACAUUAGAAGAAAUCAGCCCACCC